UUGGGCUUGGAAGAUUCAAUGGUGGAGGAGUUCGCACGGUUCUUCCUACGGUGCCAGUUGCCACUCUCCCCUUCCAUGGGACCCAAGGAAGUGGACUUCAAACUCUUCCUCAACGCCUUGACCGCCCUUGAAUCCCACCGUCAGUAA
This is a messenger RNA of Dibothriocephalus latus, 147 nucleotides long. The record is from the annotation of a GenBank genome assembly. Lineage: Eukaryota; Metazoa; Platyhelminthes; Cestoda; Diphyllobothriidea; Diphyllobothriidae.